AUGAGCAAAAAAGCAAAAACCACACCAAAGGAAGAAUUACCACCAGGAUCAUUAUUAAAAGAUAUUAAAGGUGUCGAAUGGGAAAUUCAAAAUAUAAUUGGUAGUGGAGGAUUUGGAUAUGUUUAUUGUGGAACUAAACAUAAGUGUAGAACAAAAACAGAAUAUGCAAUAAAAACGGAAAAUAUGGAAAGUGGACCCCUAUUUGUAGAACGAAUGUUUUAUCUCAAAAACGUGAAGGAAGAAGAUGUUAAAAAAUGGGUGACAAUCAAAAAGUUGAAAGAAUUACCACUGCCAAGAUUCUAUGGUUUUGGAAGCACUAUUCACAAUGGCAACAAAUAUAGGUUUAUAGUAAUUGAAAAGUUUGAUAAAGAUUUGGAGGCAUUUCUUCAAACUAUUUCAGAUAGUUUACUACUAGGUGCUGUCAUUAACAUUGUUCGACAAAUUGUUGAUGCUUUAGAGUUCAUACAUGAAUGUGGAUAUGUUCAUUGGGACAUCAAAUGUCAAAAUAUAUUUAUUGGGAAAAAGCCGAAAAAUAAUCAUGUGUAUUUAGGAGAUUUUGGUAUGGUAACUAAGUAUAAGACUGAAGAUGUUAAGCCAGAUAAGAAAUGUGCCAAUAAUGGUACACUAAACUAUAUAGCUAUAGAUGGCCACCUUGGAAUGCAUACACGACGUGGUGAUCUGGAGAGUUUAAUGUACAAUGGUUUGGAAUGGUUAAAAUUAAAAUUACCAUGGAAAAACUCAACAUUGCCAAAAACUAUUAAAUCUAAAAAUGAAAUGAAAGAUGCAAUUUUAACUGCAGAGCCAAAUAAAAAAAUUUAUGAUUUCAAUAAUGUACCAAAUUGUUAUUUUGAAGCUAUGCGUUUGAUAUAUAAUCUGGAACCUGCGGAAAAGCCAGAUUAUGCUUUGUUGAAAAAGCUAUUAAAGCAGUAUAAAACAGAGAAGUUAAGGUGA
Messenger RNA from Macrosiphum euphorbiae (potato aphid), 951 nucleotides. The record is from the annotation of a GenBank genome assembly. NCBI's taxonomy places the organism in Eukaryota, Metazoa, Arthropoda, Insecta, Hemiptera, Aphididae.